UGUGUGUUUCACUCGGAGCGGCGCUGUAGACAGUGUGCGGUGUAGUUAUGUAGUAAACACUGAAGGCUAGCUCACACUCACUGUGUCUCGGCUGUAGUUGUCUAGUGAUGGCGGCGGGAGGAGCAGCGCAUGUGGGGGAUGUGGAGGAGGACGCGUCUCAGCUCAUGUUUCCUAAAGAGUUUGAGAACGCAGAGACCCUGCUGAACUCGGAGGUGCACAUGUUACUGGAGCAUCGCAAGCAGCAGAACGAAAGCGCAGAGGACGAGCAGGAGCUGUCCGAGGUCUUCAUGAAGACCCUCAACUACACGGCCAGAUUCAGCCGCUUCAAGAACAGAGAGACCAUCGCCAGCGUGCGCAGCUUGCUUCUGCAGAAGAAGCUUCAUAAGUUUGAGUUGGCCAGUUUAGCCAAUCUGUGUCCGGAGGCAGCAGAGGAGGCCAAAGCACUCAUCCCCAGUUUGGAAGGCCGGUUUGAGGACGAGGAGUUACAGCAAAUCCUGGACGACAUUCAGACCAAACGUAGCUUCCAGUACUGAACCUGCAUCCUUCACUCACUCAAGAUGAUAUACUGCUGUCAUUGUUCCCUUCUGUCCUUGUUUAAUGUGCUGUUGUUCUGAAAAAUAAAGUGUUUUUGAU
Messenger RNA from Carassius carassius (crucian carp), 633 nucleotides. RefSeq names its product RNA polymerase II subunit D (gene polr2d). The record is from RefSeq and is a predicted model, not a curated record. Gene Ontology annotation, biological process: mRNA export from nucleus in response to heat stress; transcription initiation at RNA polymerase II promoter; positive regulation of translational initiation. Lineage: Eukaryota; Metazoa; Chordata; Actinopteri; Cypriniformes; Cyprinidae. The transcript has 4 exons. Gene Ontology annotation, cellular component: RNA polymerase II, core complex; P-body. Gene Ontology annotation, molecular function: nucleotide binding; translation initiation factor binding. Bases 108 to 533 code for a protein of 141 amino acids.